Molecule: messenger RNA, 3972 nt
Organism: Aethina tumida (small hive beetle)
Lineage: Eukaryota; Metazoa; Arthropoda; Insecta; Coleoptera; Nitidulidae
Product: A disintegrin and metalloproteinase with thrombospondin motifs 2
Exons: 15
Coding region: 1-3198 (1065 amino acids)
Biological process (GO): proteolysis; extracellular matrix organization
Cellular component (GO): extracellular matrix
Molecular function (GO): metalloendopeptidase activity
Source: RefSeq, a predicted model, not a curated record
AUGUGCAUUUAUGUGUUCGCGCUUUGUGUCACUCUCGGCGUCGCCUUGUGCGACCCGAAAGUCUUUUACCCCGAAAUCAUCCGGCAUCGGGCGCGCAGAAGUGUCGACGGGGACCUGAUGGAAAUUCGAGUGAUGGAUUGGACGUUGGAGCUUAAUGAACGAGAUAAUUUGAUGGUGGAUAAGACGAUUGUCGAGUGGGUGUCCGAAAAUGGGACGAGGGUGGAAACGUUGCGGGCGGAUUGUGAGUUUAAGCAAGGCCGCGUCCGGGGGCUGGAGAGUAGGUCGACGGUGGUGGCCACAGUUUGUGACGGUAGAGUUUAUGGGUAUUUGAAUGUUGACGGCUUAGGACAUUUCGUUGAGCCUUCGGAUGAAAUUUCGAAAGCUCAUUUGUUAUAUUCGAGAGAAUCGGAACGUCAGAAACGUUCGAUAACAGGCCCACACUUUUUGUACAACCUAACGGGCGACACGAUAGAAAUUGGUAACGAAGCAAAUGUGGAAAAUGAGGAAAUCGCAGAUAACGAACCGGAAUUCCAAAUAGACAAACCCAGAAACAACUCCAUUAAAUCCAUACCUGAAUGGAACUUGUAUCAGAUCGAGGACGAAGAGCUGGGAUACUUUGUCGACACCGCCUGGUCCUCCUACAACGUCGAACAUGCAAUCUCGGUGGGAUCGAAUUUGGAAGAGAGAUGGUUGGAAAUAGCCAUGGCGGUUGAUUAUUCUGUAAUAGGUUUUCAUGGUAAAUCGAAGGUGGAACAGUACGUGUUGGCGUUGAUGAACAUCGUCAGCGCUAUCUACCAAGACCCCUCGCUGGAAGCGAACCUGAAACUCUCCAUCACCCGCCUGAUAUUCUUCGAGCACAAAUCCCAAUCGACGUUGCGUCGCGGUCACGCGAAACGCAGCCUGGAAAACGUCAACCUGUGGAACUCCAGACUGCACGCGUCCUUAAAACCGGGCGACGCUGUCCACGACAUAGCCGUUUGGCUCACCCGAUUGGAUAUCGGCGGUCCGUCGGGAUUCGCCCCCGUCGCCGGGGUAUGCGAUCCGAAGAGGAGCUGCUCGUUGAACAGGGACGAGGGACUGAGCAGCGCCUUCAUCGUCGCCCACGAAAUGGCACACAUAUUGGGACUGUCCCACGACGGGGACAAGAAACAUAAAAACAAUUGCGGCCCCCUGUCGCAGGAAGGGAGCGUGAUGGCACCGGUGGUCUCGGCAACGUUCAACAAGUUCGUCUGGUCGGACUGUUCGAAACGCGAAUACAAAAAACUCUACCAGAAAUGGACGUGUCUAUCGAACCGCCCGCAAGGAGGAGAAGGAAUCAAGUUGAACGCCACCCUCCACAAUUUCUUCAGCAUGGACGAGCAAUGCAGAAUGGAAUUCGGCGACGGGUACAAAAUGUGUCGGGCGUUCGAUAUCGUGGAGCCGUGCUAUCAUUUAUGGUGCGGGCACAGCAAAUCUCCCUUGGUUUGCAAGACGAAGAAGGGACCGCCUCUGGAGGGAACCGAAUGCGGGUUUGGAAAAUGGUGCGUAAAGGGUUUCUGUCAGGAAAUCCAGGGCGACUGGUCCAGCAAAACGCCGAUCAUGCUGAACCCCCAAGACGGCGGUUGGAGCGAUUGGAGCGCGUGGGGAACUUGCAGCAGAUCCUGCAACUCCGGUGUGCAGUUUCGCAGCAGGAAAUGCGACAAUCCCGAACCGAGUUACGGUGGUAAAGCAUGUGAGGGCGCGAACGAGGAGUGGCGAGUUUGCAACACGGGCGACUGUCCAGCUCCUCUGCAGGAUUUCAGGGCGCAGCAGUGCAAAAUGCUGCCUAGGUUGUAUAAUUUCCAGCUGGAUAGGGCCAAGUUCACCUGGUUACCGUACGAAAUCGACGACCCCGACUCCAAAUGCAAAUUAUCCUGUAUGAGUCUCGAAACCAAAGAGAUAUAUUUGACGGAAGAACCUUUGACCGAUGGGACGCGUUGUUCUUACGACGAUCCGGAUAAUAUUUGCGUGCAAGGAAAAUGUGAAAAAAUUGAUUGCGAUGGAAAAAUACGGUCUGGAAAACGUCGAGACCUUUGUGGUGUUUGCGGUGGAAAUAAUUCGGAGUGUAGAAGUUUUACGGUCGCGUCCGAGAGAAGUUUAAAAAGAGAAAUAAACAGAUUAACGGUGCUCCCCUAUCUGUCCCGCGGGAUAAAGAUCGAUGCAAACUUUACAUCGCCCAACACUAACGAUCCAACCGUAGCUUUCAUCAUCAAGAAUCGCAGGAAAAAGAAAUUCCGCGUCACCAUUCCAAAUUUGAGCGUUCACACCGAAAUCGUCGAGGGCACGAAAUUCGAUUACAGGAAACGAAUCAACAGGCACACGAUCCGUGCCAGAGGACCCGUUUUAGCCGAAAUGAUGCUAUUGCUCUAUUCUCCACUUUCGACCGUAAACGCGGGCCUCAACGUGUCGCUGUCGGUCGAAUACACGAUCCACAAGGGCGACCUGAAACCGUCGAGCCGUUUCAGCUGGAUAUUGGGCGGCUGGGGCCCCUGUUCCGCCAGCUGCGGCGGCGGCAAGCGCCAAAAGACGGCGGCCUGUUGGGACAACAGCGGCAGGAAGGUGGUACGCAGGAAAUUCUGCUCGCUGCUCGAUAAACCCGCUCUGGACACGCAAUCGUGCAACACGUUCGAGUGCAACUUCCAAUGGAUUGCGGGCGAAUGGGAGCCUUGUUCGAAGACUUGCGGACUUCACGGCGUCCAAUUCAGGGAGUUGUACUGCGUACCGAAUCACGUUUUGAACGUGAUUUUGUUCAAACAUAACGGUACGGUGAUGAAGGAUCCCUGGAAGCACAUGGUUAAUCCUGCCAAAUGUCCCGAUACCAAGCCGAUCUCGAUGAGGAGUUGCAACCAGUUUCCAUGCGAGAUCGACUGGAGUUUCGGCGAAUGGUCGCAGUGUUCGACGUCAUGUGGUAGAGGCCUGUCGACAAGAUCGGCCUUCUGUCCAUCCCCAGAGGACAACGAAAUUUUCACGUGCAACGACAAACCUCAAACUCAAUUUAGGAAUUGCAGGGGCAACUUGACGAAAACACCCUUCUGCCAUAACCGCAGGAAACACUGCGACAAAGACCAGUCGCAAUACUGUAACCUCGAUUUGUUCACCAAGUACUGUAGUUUGAGGGAUUUCAGGAAGAUUUGCUGCAAAUCCUGCUCAAGUAUUUUGACGGUGCAAACAAUCAUCUGAUUGAUUUAAUUGAAUUGUAUUUCGUUUUUUAUCGUAGUAAAUUAACAUGUCUCCAACAAAAAUCUAUUUUUUGAUUAUCUAAAACAUGUGUUUAAUAUGUUUUGUUUCGUGUUUUUAUUAUCGAGAUAAAAACAUGAUUGUUACUUCAAACACAAUUUUUACCUGUGUUAAUACUUGAUGUAACAAGUAAUUAAUUCAGUCAAUAUCAUUACAAAAAGGACUGUUAAAGGAUCAAAUGAUUAUUAUUAUCUGGAUUAACAUAAUAAUCUUUAAUGUGGUCGCUGUUUGUGUUCAUUAAUUAAGUUUACACACGCUAUUUUUGUACUUGUAUGUUUCAGGCAAAGAAAAUAUUUUGUUCAGUAAUUUUAUAAGAGAACUUUUUAAUAGAAAAAGGAAACAAUAAAUCAAUUAGUUUUAUAUAGUGGGGAUCCUUAUUAUAGUAACUUUUUAAAAUGUUAAAUAUUAUGAUCAUAACUAUUUUAUUUAAUGUGAGUUGUAAUAAUAUUAAUUUAUUAAUGUUGUUUUAUAGUCCAUUCAAAAAACAAAACAAAACAAAAUUAUUCUUAAUUGGACUGGACAUAUGUAAGUAUAGCAACUUUGAUUUUUAUUGACUAAGUUAUAUAUUAUUAUUAUAUUUUGUAUAAUAUCCUUCUUACUUUACAAUUUCAGCACAUCUCCGAGAUAUAAAGUCGACCAAUUUUCAAAUAAAUGACCUGCCUAUAUUCCUUCAAUCUUCUUGGAUGGCUGUGAAGAGUUGGUAUAAUUUUUAUGUCG